Molecule: messenger RNA, 3868 nt
Organism: Paramisgurnus dabryanus
Lineage: Eukaryota; Metazoa; Chordata; Actinopteri; Cypriniformes; Cobitidae
Product: serine/threonine-protein kinase 32C-like
Biological process (GO): regulation of signal transduction; G protein-coupled receptor signaling pathway; protein phosphorylation
Molecular function (GO): G protein-coupled receptor kinase activity; ATP binding; G protein-coupled receptor binding
Source: RefSeq, a predicted model, not a curated record
CACGCAGGCAGCGUCAGUUGCGGCAGCUCGUGCUUCAUCAGCUCCGGGUUUUUCUACUGUUUGUUUCUGGAGACAGAUAAAGAGAUCAGAUUCAGAUCGAAUCGGAUCGUCGCUGUUCGUCUGAGAUGCUCGUGAUUUAGAGGCGUCGGUCAUCAGUUUGUGUCGGACUGAAAGGAAUGAGAUCAGAUCAUCAAUGUUUCACUGGGGCAAGUGGAAGAAGAGGAUGGGCGCGAACAGUUCGUCCAAGAGACCGGUGUUCGACGAUAAAGAGGAUGUGAAUUUCGAUCACUUCCAGAUUCUCAGAGCCAUUGGUAAAGGCAGCUUUGGGAAGGUGUGUAUCGUACAGAAGCGGGACACAGAGAAGAUGUUUGCUAUGAAGUAUAUGAACAAACAGCAGUGCAUUGAGCGGGAUGAAGUGCGAAACGUCUUCAGAGAGCUGGAGAUCUUACAGGAGAUUGAACAUAUGUUUUUAGUCAAUCUAUGGUACUCAUUCCAGGAUGAGGAGGACAUGUUCAUGGUGGUUGACCUGCUGUUAGGUGGAGACCUGCGUUACCAUCUUCAGCAGAACGUCCCAUUCACUGAGGAAGCUGUAAAACUCUACCUGUGUGAGAUGACCCUGGCGCUGGAUUACCUGCGGAGUCAGAACAUCAUACACAGGGACAUCAAACCUGACAACAUUCUGCUGGAUGAACAAGGUCACGCACAUCUGACGGACUUCAACAUCGCUACAAUAAUCAAAGACGGUGAACGAGCCACAGCCCUUGCUGGUACCAAACCAUACAUGGCUCCAGAGAUCUUUCAGUCAUUCAUGAGCGGGGGAUCAGGUUAUGCCUUUGAGGUCGACUGGUGGUCGUUGGGUGUGACCAUCUUUGAGGUUCUGCGAGGUUGGAGGCCGUAUGAUAUCCACAGCAGUAAUUCAGUGGAGUCUCUGCUGCAGUUGUUCAGUACAGUCAGUGUUCAGUAUAGUUCAACCUGGCACAAAGAUCUCAUCUCACUGCUGAGGAAGUUAUUGACGGUGAACCCCGAGCAUCGUUUCUGUGGUCUGGCUCAGAUGCAGACGGCGCUUUAUCUCGCUGAUGUCAACUGGGAUGAUGUUUAUGAGAAGAAAGUGGAGCCCGGGUUUGUUCCCAAUAAAGGUCGUCUGCACUGUGACCCAACAUUUGAACUAGAAGAGAUGAUCCUGGAGUCUCGUCCUCUACAUAAGAAGAAAAAACGAUUGGCCAAAAACAGAUCCAGGGAUAACAGCAAAGAUUCUCAGUCUGAGAACGAGUAUCUUCAGGAAUGCCUUGAAGUCGUCCAGCAAGAGUUUAUGAUUUUCAACCGUGAAAAGUUAAGGCGUCGCCAGGAGGAGGAGACUGUUAUGGGAGGUGAUGGGGAGGGAGAAGGAGCGGAGGCUGACGAUGGAGAUCCAGACGCUGAGGGAGGAACGGAGGACGAAGAGGCGGAGCUUGAACCCGAGACCUCUAAACUGAGCAUGUGCGGCUCUGUCUGCUCGUCUCCAGGAAGCUGCUAGCGUAAUCACCAUGCCUUUAAAACCCCAGAGCAGAACUCUGAAGGACCCUGACGGCGGCACAGGUGAACCAGCACAGGUGUACAGACGGUCCGGGUCUCAAUUUACUCUUUUACAUUUCCAUACAUGUGUUGCCUGUAGGUCGCUCUCUAGAAUAAGUGUAAACUUCUAUGCAACAUGAUUUUCAGCAUGAUGUAAAUAGAGAUUUAAGAGACUAUUAAAUGAAGGAUAUUUUUAGUUUAAAGCAUUUUCCACAUACUGACAGAUUAUUGGUUUAUGUUUUAAUCUGUAGCGGUUUAUAUUAUUGAUGCGAAUUAAUGGUUAUUAUUUUUAAAGGAUAUUUAAUAAGUAAACUUAUGUGUGGUGUCAUCAAACAAUGAAAGUUGUUUCAGAGGGAAAUAUAAAUGAUUGUGACAAUGCUUGCACUGGAAAAAAAUGACUGACUUAGUAUUUUUGUACAUUUCUAAAAAUUCUUAACUCAAGGUGUAUUUUCUUCAUGAGCAAAAAGACCCUAGAAAAUAAGUAUAGUCAAAAAUAUCUUCCAAUGGCAGAUUUUGUUGUUUUAGGCACAAAUUGACUUUAAUUUUUUUGUCUAAAAACUAGAAUUAUUUUCUUAGAUCUUUUUGCUCAUCCAAAAAUUCAUCUUGAUUUAAGAAUAUAAAGAUAUUUGUACUGAAAAUAAGACAAAAUACUAAGAAAGUCAUUUUUUUCAGUGUGAUUCAUUGUAAUGUGGUAUUCAACAUGAAGAUAUAAGGAAUCACAUACAGUAUGUGAUUUAAAAAAAAAUUUUUUACAGUAUUCCUGUAGCUUAGCAUGGUGCUAACAACACCAGGGUCAUUGCUUCAUAUACUGAUACCUUAUAAGUCCAAGGUGCAUGUACAUCACAUACUGGAUAAAAACUAAAUGAGUUCAUGUGACAUCGAUAAGUGAAAACUUUACAUUAUAGCUGACGAUUUAAUCUAAAGACCAUGAGCAAAGAUGUAAAUCAGAAAAAAGUUAAAAUCCUCAAAUUUUAAACGACAGUUUUCAUGUAAAGAUUCACAUCCUCUUUUUUUAAUCGGCCUGCAUCUUGAUUUUGAGUCAUUAUGUAUUUUUCCAGAAAGACAGACGUAGAUUUAAAUGUGUUAAAGUUAUGUAUGCCCUGAAUUUACUAGCAUUUACUUUAAAUGACCUCAAAGCUAAUAGACGUGAACUAAAGCCAGACAACUUUGAUGAAGAAGAUAAUAUCCAUUUGAUUCUUGUUGAUCGACUCUUUAACCUCUUAAAGCUGUUAGUAGCUGUUUUAUUUUUUUAACCUCUUGCUGCUUUUGGCAACAUGUUAGUUGCCAUACUGCCUUUUGACUGUUAGACUUCUUAAACUACCACUUCAUUUAGGGUUUGUGGUAAAUCUGGACGUACGGUACAUGAACCCAAUUCAUUCAUCUCUGCUAUUUACUAAAGUCUUGGCUUUUCUCUAUAGGAUAUCAAUUUAAGAUUGAUUUAUAACAAACCGAGAGAAAUAUUUGCAGAGAUUGCGUUCAUGUGGCUUCAGUAGUUUCUCCGAUGGGAAUGUUUCUCUAGCGUAGCAUUAAUUCAGUAGGAAUUCUAGGAAUAAUUUAAGGUUUAUGCUGUCGGCUCCGGCAGUAACAUCUGCGUGUAGCAUUCAGAUGACUGCAGUGUAUAUAAUCAAACACAUUUUCCACAGUUUUAUGUGGAUCUGCUUACAUAACCAAGUGUCUAUAGAUGACAUAUAUAGAUAAAUGAAUUGCUAUCAAGGUUUUAUGAAGCUCUGUCUGUUGUUUAAAAUCUCUUUUCAAGUGUGCAGGCACAACUUGUAGGCAAAUAUGCCAAAGCUUUUUUACCAUUUACAUUUAUAAACAUAUAAACGAGUGCCUGUGUGUGCGUGUGACGCUAGUGUAAACACAUCUGUAAACAAGCAUUUAUUAUCAUAAGUAUGAAAUGUUUCUGAAAUAUGAUCAAAGCUGCAGCAGAAGCAGUGAAGAGAUGUGAAAAAGAAAACUUGUUCUGAGGUUAAACUCCUGCAUGUUCCACUAACUGCUUUAUAACUCAGCUGAAAGACACAAUCAAGCUGUGUGUGUGGGUUUGUGUGCGUGCGUGCGUGUGUGUGUGCAUGCGUUUGUGUGUGUGUGUGUGUGUGUGUGUGUGUGUGUGCGUGCGUGCGUGCGUGUGUGAGGUUUCAUGAUGAACGGUGAGACUUCUGCUUUUUCUUUACUGAUGAAUAAAAUGCAGAGGUUACCUUAAUGUACUUUACCAUUGUUAAUGUAUAUGAACAGCAUGAUCUGUUUAACUAAAAUCUCUUGAAUAUUUUGGCAACCCAUAGAUUGUUUUGAUGACCAUUAAAGUAUUAAUACAAUAUUA